Columba livia (rock pigeon) is the source of this 3141-nucleotide messenger RNA. It is a transcript of the gene ACSS3, whose product is annotated as acyl-CoA synthetase short chain family member 3. Lineage: Eukaryota; Metazoa; Chordata; Aves; Columbiformes; Columbidae. Gene Ontology annotation, cellular component: mitochondrial matrix. Bases 848 to 2431 code for a protein of 527 amino acids. Gene Ontology annotation, molecular function: propionate-CoA ligase activity. The transcript has 15 exons. The record is from RefSeq and is a predicted model, not a curated record.
UAAAUAAGAGUUUUACUGCUGUAGGUAAGAAGAGUUCUGCUGCAAGACAGAGCAACUCCUUUGUUCUGACCUUAGAUUUAUAUGUCUUCAGUUAUCCUAAGAACUUCCUAGAUAAUUUAAUGCUUUUGCCCUAUCAUUAAUGUAAAGUGUUUGCAAGCAGAACUGUUCUUGUUACGUCUGAAUGGCAUGCAACCGUGUGCAUGGAGUAUUCCAGUUUAUGACUUUCUGGGAUGGUUCUACUUCUGCCCUGUUUCCUAUUAGGUCAUUAGUUUACUUUGUUUCUUUUUUUUUGUCUUUCUUUUUUUCCUGUUAGCCUAUGUUUUACACACAGUUAUAUGCAGUUUUACCUCUAUUACUUACACACCUCUACAUGCUGAUGUCCAAUUGGAACAUUUAAAGACAAUGAGCAGGUUUAGAUACUGGGUGUUACGCAACUGUCAGCCUCUGGAAUCCGAGAAACCUCUGACAGCUGGGUUCAUUCAGUUGCUCUAGGGGAAUUAGGUAUUUGCUUUUCUUCUGGAAGAUGCCACGUUUCCAUGCCAGAAUAAGCAGGUUGGGACAAAUGCAUAGUGCUUGUCACAGGCUCCCGUGCUCACUCUAACAGAACUUACUAGGUGGUAAAUUGUCUGUCCUGCUGUACUAAUGAAAUAUUCAAUGCUAGUUUUGUGACAGAAAACUAUACGCUGUCAAGUUAAUAAAUAUUUUCUCCUGGUGAUACAGAUGGCUGACAUUGCUGCUCAUCUGUCAUGUUUCUAGAGUUCCAGUCCUUUGCUGCCAUUCACAUUCUGUCUUCAGGCUUCUGCAUACCAAAGAUGAAAAUGUUAAAGUCUCCAAGUUAGCUGAUGUCAUGGUCAGACAUGGUGUGAAGAAAGGCGACCGCGUGGUCAUCUACAUGCCCAUGAUUCCACAGACAGUGUACUGUAUGCUGGCUUGUGCAAGAAUAGGAGCCAUCCAUAGCCUGAUUUUUGGUGGAUUUGCAUCUAAAGAGCUUGCUGUUCGCAUUGAUCAUGCAAAGCCCAAGCUUAUUGUGACGGCAAGUUUUGGAGUAGAACCAAAAAGGAAAGUGGAAUACCUAUCCCUCCUAGAAGCAGCACUGGCAAUGGUACAGAGAAAACCCGACAAAGUUCUUGUUUACAAGCGACCUAAUUUGGGCUCUGUUCCUCUUACCCCAGGACGCGAUCUUGACUGGGAAGAAGAGCUUGCAAAAGCACAGUGUUAUAAAUGUGUCUCUGUUUCCUCAGACCAUCCGCUUUAUAUUCUGUAUACAUCUGGAACAACGGGCUUGCCCAAGGGUGUUGUCAGACCAACAGGUGGCUAUGCAGUUAUGCUGAACUGGACAAUGUCAGCUGUAUAUGGACUCAAGCCCGGUGAGGUGUGGUGGGCAGCUUCUGAUUUAGGCUGGGUUGUUGGUCAUUCCUACAUUUGCUAUGGACCUCUUCUUCAUGGGAAUACUACGGUUUUGUAUGAGGGGAAGCCUGUGGGAACGCCAGAUGCUGGUGCCUAUUUCCGAGUGCUAGGAGAGCAUGAAGUAGCUGCCGCCUUUACUUCACCAACUGCAAUUAGAGCAAUCCGUCAGCAGGACCCUGAGGCAGCCUUGGGAAAGCAGUACUCUCUGAAAAGGUUCAGAACGUUAUUUGUAGCUGGUGAGCACUGUGAUGUGGACACGCUAGAAUGGUCAAAAAAGGUCUUCAAGGUACCUGUCUUGGACCACUGGUGGCAAACUGAAUCUGGUUCUGCAAUUACUGCUUCUUGUAUUGGUUUGGGGAACUCUAUGACACCUCCACCUGGACAGGCAGGAAAACCAGUACCAGGAUACAACGUGAUGAUUCUGGAUGAAAAUAAGGAACCAGUGAAGGCAAAUACUUUGGGAAAUAUUGUGGUAAAGUUGCCUUUGCCUCCUGGAGCAUUCUCAGGUCUUUGGGAAAAUCAGGAAACAUUCCAGAAGUUGUAUUUCCAAAAAUUCCCAGGAUAUUACGAUACUAUGGAUGCAGGUUAUAUGGAUGAACAUGGCUAUUUGUAUGUCCUGUCUCGAGCUGAUGAUGUGAUCAAUGUUGCUGGACACAGAAUUUCUGCAGGUGCGAUUGAAGAGUGUAUUCUCUUCCAUCAUGGUGUGGCAGACUGUGCUGUUGUGGGCCAGGAGGAUGCAUUAAAAGGACACGUUCCCUUUGCCCUGUGUGUACUGAGAGAAGGUAUAAAUACAGAAGAGGGGAAGAUCUUGGAAGAAAUUGUUGAGCGAGUUAGAACUACCAUUGGUCCAGUAGCAGCUUUCCAGAAGGGGGUGUUUGUGAAACAGCUACCAAAAACACGUUCUGGCAAGAUACCACGUUCGGCUCUUUCUGCACUCGUCAGUGGAAAGCCAUACAAGAUAACACCAACCAUUGAAGAUGCUAGUGUGUUUAAACACAUUGAAGAAGUGCUAAAGAAAAAUUAAAUGAGAUAAUAGGUUGAUAACAAACAUGUCAGUUACUGAAGAAUACAAAGAGACUUUCUGUUAGAAAAUACCACAUUUUAAAAACUAGUAAUGAUUUGGGACUAUUUUUUUUUUACUUCAGAAAUGUUACUGUGUUCUUUGCCUUAUUGUCACAGCCAAUGAAGCAUACUAAAGACUCCCAUGUUGUCAUUAUAUGCUGGAUAUUACGGUUGCUAAGAAUUGCAAAUAGAAUUCAUACAUUUCUAUAGCCUUAAAGGGAAGGAGUCACUGGAUUAUCUCAUAUGAUGUCACAUAACCUUACUUUUCAAUCCAUUAUUGUAUAAUGUGACCAGUAACUUGAGUUUGGCUGAAACAGCUUACAAAAGGUAAGUCGUGAACCAAGGGCAGAGAUAAAUAGGAAUUCUAAUUUGAAAAUUAUUGCAGACAUAAAUUGUCCUCACCUGUAAAUUAUGAGCUUUUAUGUCUUUUACAUUUUUAUACAUUUUAGGAUUUUUAAAUUCAUUUUCUCGAUUUCACUGUGGUUUUUUCCUAAGUCUUUCUGCUAUAAAUUGAAUCCCUCUAUAUUUUUUUACUCAAUAACUUUCUGAAAUGUCUUUUUUAUAGAAUGAUAGAUGAUUUCUGGCUUUAAAAUCUGUGGAAAUCUUUAUUUGUCCGUAGUAGUAUUCAAUAACAAUCACAUAUUUUAAAUAAAGGCAGGCAUUUACUCUUUG